Ochotona curzoniae (black-lipped pika) is the source of this 3189-nucleotide messenger RNA. RefSeq names its product ubiquitin conjugating enzyme E2 D1 (gene UBE2D1). Gene Ontology annotation, molecular function: ubiquitin conjugating enzyme activity. Gene Ontology annotation, cellular component: nucleus. Lineage: Eukaryota; Metazoa; Chordata; Mammalia; Lagomorpha; Ochotonidae. Gene Ontology annotation, biological process: protein polyubiquitination; ubiquitin-dependent protein catabolic process. The record is from RefSeq and is a predicted model, not a curated record. The transcript is spliced from 7 exons. Bases 810 to 1253 code for a protein of 147 amino acids.
AUUCCCAAUGUAUGCAAGGUAAGGAUUUUAGCCACUGAGUCGUCAUGCCAGGUCCUGUCAUUGAUUUUUUUUGCGGUAAUUAUGGUAAGCAGUGUAAUAUAUGUUGAGAUAAAUGAGUAUCUUUAAACAGGGAGCUGGAUUGGAAGUGGAGCAGCCGGGGCAUGAACCAAUGCCCAUAUGGAAUGGUGGUGUUACAGACCUAUUGAGCCACCAUGUCAGCCCCACAAAUGCAUUUUUUAUUCAACCACUGUAUAGUCAGUCAACAUUCUUCAUUCUCCAUAGAUGUGUUUUGUUCUUUCUGAUGGCUACUCAAUAUUUCAUAAUAUCUACAUAAUCUUAAGAAACCAUUUUUUACUGAUGGGCCUUUUUAUUAUUCUCAGCGUUUCAUCCUCAUCCAACAUACUGCAAUGAGCAUCCUUUUAUAUAGGUUUAACUACCUGGGUAAUUGUUUCUGUGAGGUGGAAUUGCUGGGUCUGAGACCAAACAUGCAUUUUAUACUUUCACUGUUAUUACCAUGUUGUGUUACUGAGGAAGGUAUUUCAGUGUACCCUCCCUCCAGUAGUGGAUGAUGAACACAUUUCCCAGUUGAAAUAUUCUUAUCUGUUGACAGUGAUCUCAUCUCACUAAUGGUUUUGUAGAUGUUUGACUAUUUGUACGUUGCAUACUCUUUUUUGCCUUUAAAUCUCUGUUUUGUUUUUGUAACACACACACACACACCCUCACACUCAUACAUAUGUAUAAGACAGUUAAUAAAAAAUGAAUGGCUUCUCAUGCUGUAUCUUUGACAGCUUUUAGCUUAGUACAAAACCAUGGCCGUAAAGAGAUCAAGGCAAGAGUUAAGUGACUUACAGCGUGACCCGCCCGCCCACUGUUCUGCUGGCCCUGUGGGAGAUGACUUGUUCCAUUGGCAAGCAACUAUUAUGGGGCCUCCUGACAGCGCGUAUCAAGGUGGAGUCUUCUUCCUCACUGUGCAUUUUCCAACAGACUAUCCUUUUAAGCCACCAAAGAUUGCAUUCACAACAAAAAUUUACCAUCCAAAUAUAAACAGUAAUGGCAGUAUUUGUCUCGACAUCCUGAGGUCACAGUGGUCGCCAGCUCUCACUGUAUCAAAAGUUUUAUUGUCCAUAUGUUCUCUACUUUGUGAUCCUAACCCAGAUGAUCCGUUAGUACCAGAUAUUGCACAAAUCUAUAAAUCAGACAAAGAAAAAUACAACAGACAUGCAAGAGAAUGGACUCAGAAAUAUGCAAUGUAAAAUGAAAAAAAUUUUUCAUAUACCAGAGUACUGUAAAAUCUAGGUUUUUUCAACAUUAGCAGUAAAUUGAGCACUGUUUACUGUUUCAUUGUACCAUGAAACUUUUUGAUUUUUACCCAUCAUAAGUGUGUUUCUGAAGCAAGACAAAACAAACUUCCAAAAAUAUCCAUAAGACUGUGAUGAGAGCAUUUAUCAUUUUGUAUGCAUUGAGAGACAUUUAUUGUGGUAUUUAAGAUAUGUGGACACCUACAUCUUCAGCUUACAAGAUCUACAAUGCAGCUGAAAAGCAACCAAAUUAUUUUUUGCUGAAACUAGAUGUUUUUACAUGAGAAAUACUGUAUGUGUUGUCUAAGAUGUCGUCACUUUUAUAAAUCUGUAUUCAGAUUUCAUUCUUUGUUAGUUCACUUUAUAAUUUGUAUUUUUUUACUGUAUAGACUAAAUAUAUUCUAUUUACAUGUAUGUCAACUCAUUACUUUUUUCCUGUGAACAGUAUUGGAAAAACCCAACAGCUGAUAAAUGAUUAACUGUGUCUGCCUUGUCUUAGGAUGUUGUGUAGAUCGAUCGCAGAUUUCUUAAACCUGAAAUGAAAUGAUCUUUACACUGUAAUUCUCAGUAUACUGAUUAUGGAGAAACACUUGUUUUGAUUUUGUUAUACUUGACUUAACUUUAUUGCAAUGUGAAUUAAUUGCACUGCUAAGUAGGAAGAUGUAUAACUUUUAUUUGUUGCUAUUCACAUUUGAAUUUUUUCUGUAUAGGCAAUGUUAUAUUGACACCUUUUACAGAUCUUAAUGUAGCUUUUCCAUAUAAAUAAAAUGCUUUUUCUACUAUUUGUCUUGAUUACUUAAAAAAGUGAAAAUUACUUUAUAAGUAAGGACUAAAACUCUAUGUGAACACUUGCAUGGAAAUUAUUUCCAAAUUGUGACAAUGAGGUCUAUUGUGUUUGGCAUUAAUCAUCAUUAAUUAUAAAUUUAAUUGUUUUAGGUUAUUAUCUCUUCAUUAAAUUGUCUGUAAGUUGAUGUACUUUGGUCCGUUGUAGAGAAUUUAGAAGAUGGAGUUUGUCUUAAAUCACAUCUAAAGUGGAUUAUUUGCAAAGGUACUGAAUUGAGUGUAUGCCAUUGUCACCGAUCCUGAGAAAAUUUGUGUUUAUAGAUCUGAAGAAUCACUGGAUUAAUUGAAUAGAAUGCUGCUCUAGACACAAUAGGCAAUAUAAUCCUAAGCAUUUAAAAUUUAGAGUUUCUAAAGCAGAAUUUUAUAGCCAUCACAAUUUGAAGAACUUUUUAUUAUAGAAAUUACAAAGAAAAUGAUGCUUCCUUGUUUUUAUAAAUUGCCAGCUACAAAUGUUUAAAUAAGCAGAUGGUAGAUUUUAAAGUAAACUAGAAAGCUCUAAUGCUUUAAAUUGGGAAAAAUACAUCUCUUUAAUGUUUAGCAUGUUUAUCAAACUUGAGUGAGUAUCUUUAAGAACAGUUGUAGCUCUCCUGAGUAUUGUAGUAGCUGUGUAGGUGCAGGAAUCUGUGAUGGGUGUAGUCAAUUAGCGAAGCAUUUAAAUCACUUGAGUAUUUGAUCAUGGUUCACUAUUUUAUUAAAGCACAGAGUAACCUUGUUGUUAGAAAUUAUGUGUUAAAAAUAAUUAAAUGAAUCAAUGUAAAAUAAUAAAAUGAAUUGUGAAAUGGAUGUUUAAGAACAUAUAAUCUUUAAAAAUUUUUUAUUGAUAUCUUGAAUGAAUCAUAACAUGAAAAACACUAUUUCAUUGGCUGUCGUACUAUAAGCUACAUUUUCCCUGAUUUUGAACAUCCAACAUCUUUAGCUUUAAGUAUUUAGCAUACUUUGAGAAGGGGUUUUCUUUCUUGAACAUCUUUCACUUUUUAAAAAACUUAACAUUUAUGUGGCAUUUAUUUUUGGAAGUGUCUUUUUUUCUUGAUUAAAGUUUUGAAACUUG